AUGUCAAAUAAUACCUUUUUAGAGUAGAAUAAAAUUUUAGCAGAUAAGAAACUAUAUACAGAAAUUCCUAUUCUAAAGUAAAAUAAUCAUUUUUAGAUUAAUUAAAUAUAAACUAAAAAUGACUAAUCCAACUCCAUUUUAAAUGAAUAUAUUUUAAAAUCUACUUCAUCUUAUUAGAAAGAGAAUAUCUAAGAAGAAAUAUGUUUUAAAAUAUUAAAACUAUGCAAAAUAUGUUCACAGUAUAUAUAAGUUGAUGAAUUUGAUGAACAUUUAUAUAAAUGUUAAACUUCCUAUUUAAAAUUGAAUGAAUCUGAAGUUAAUAUCUAAGAUUAGAGCACACUUAUUAUCUUAAAUUCAGGAGAAAUUAAUAAAAAUUAUUAAGAUUCCAAAAAGGUUGAAGAGGAAGUUGAUAAGGAAUUAGUAUAAAUUGGCUAUUCAGUGGGAGGAACUGAAAUUUAAACAAUUAUCAAAAAAGAUAGCAAAACAGGAUUUACAGUGUAUAAAACUACAUAUACCAAAAAUCAAAAUAAAAAUGCAUUGAAAACUGAACAAUAAAUUAAUACUGAACAAUUAAAUAUAAAUUUACCAAAUACUAAUACUUAAAAUGAAUAGUUUAAUUAAAACAUUGACUGUUAUUAAACACCAUAAUCAGAAAUUUGUCCACUAUGCAAUAAAUAAUAUGAAUUAUUCGAGGAAACCAAAAAUUUUGAGUGUCACCAUUUAUUUCACUUAAGUUGCCUUCAAAGUUUAAUAUGUCCAAUUUGUACUUAAAAUUAAUAGUAACAAAAAUGA
Paramecium sonneborni is the source of this 792-nucleotide messenger RNA. The record is from the annotation of a GenBank genome assembly. Lineage: Eukaryota; Ciliophora; Oligohymenophorea; Peniculida; Parameciidae.